Messenger RNA from Ziziphus jujuba (common jujube), 1227 nucleotides. Its product is annotated as ATP-dependent Clp protease proteolytic subunit 2, mitochondrial. Gene Ontology annotation, cellular component: endopeptidase Clp complex. The transcript is spliced from 3 exons. Gene Ontology annotation, biological process: protein quality control for misfolded or incompletely synthesized proteins. Gene Ontology annotation, molecular function: ATPase binding; ATP-dependent peptidase activity; serine-type endopeptidase activity. NCBI's taxonomy places the organism in Eukaryota, Viridiplantae, Streptophyta, Magnoliopsida, Rosales, Rhamnaceae. The record is from RefSeq and is a predicted model, not a curated record. The coding region runs from base 192 to 935 and encodes 247 amino acids.
AAAGAAAAACGGUUAUAUAAAGUCGAAUUGCGGGGGUUUUAGUUUUGUCCAAAUAUAAGUAGUAGAAAGAGGGAAUUCGGAGUUCCAUAUCAUAAACCCUAUAUCGCCCUUUCCCAGAAUCAGAAUCUGAAUCUGGGUUGAAGCUCGUGCCCUGGUCUUUUCCCCUCCAUCUAAUUUCACUUCACUUCGCGAUGAGGAGCCUGAUUUCGAGCGCCAAACUCAUGGCAAGUAGCAGAGCCUGGGCUCGACCAUGUGGGAUUGGAUUCGGGGGAGCUCGCAGGAGCUACGGUCUGAUCCCUAUGGUCAUCGAGCACUCCUCUCGAGGAGAGCGAGCCUACGACAUCUUUUCCCGCCUUCUCAAGGAGCGUAUUAUCUGCAUCAAUGGCCCUAUCUCCGACGACACUGCCCACGUCGUCGUCGCUCAGCUCCUCUUCCUCGAGUCUGAGAACCCUUCCAAGCCCAUUCACAUGUACAUCAACUCCCCCGGUGGACACGUCACUGCAGGUCUUGCGAUAUAUGACACUAUGCAGUACAUUCGAUCACCAAUCAGUACCAUUUGUUUAGGUCAAGCUGCAUCAAUGGGUUCUCUUCUGUUAGCUGCAGGUACCAAGGGUGAGAGGCGUUCACUUCCAAAUGCAACAGUCAUGGUACAUCAGCCUUCUGGUGGGUAUAGUGGGCAGGCAAAAGAUAUGACAAUUCACACGAAACAAAUAGUUCGGGUGUGGGAUUCUUUGAAUGCUUUGUAUUCAAAGCACACAGGGCAGUCAGUAGAGAUAAUUCAGAAGAACAUGGAUAGAGAUUACUUUAUGACACCAGAAGAAGCAAAGGAGUUUGGGAUAAUCGAUGAAGUUAUUGACCAAAGACCAAUGGCUCUUGUGACUGACGCGGUUGGCAAUGAAGGCAAAGAUAAAGAUAAAAGCUCCAAUAAGGAUUAGAGGGUUUCUUUCUACCGGUAAUAGUCUAAUACAACACUUAACGACUAAUGACACGGCUACCUUUCUAAUGGACAUUGUUUUACUUUAUUGUCACUGGCUCACUGUAAAUGAGAUUCCUGGAUUGGGCACCUUUAUUUGGCAUUCUCUCUCUGUGACGUGUAUUAUUUUUUUUCCCUACGAAUGAUUUUCUAAUUUUUUGGGUUAUAAUUUUACAUUUUUUUUUUUGUUUUUUUGUUGAGAAAGGUUGUAAUUUUACAUUUAAGAAAAUGUUAAAUACAAUGCUUUUUUUUUU